CCGAGCGGGCUGGCCGCGCACCCUCCGCGGCCGCGCAGUCGGGUCGGGCGGGCUCCGCGCAGCAGGGCAGGAUGGAUGUGGCCGUGGACUUGUACCUGGUCGUCCCGCUGCUCUUCACCGUCCUGGCCCUCGUCCUCGCCUCCGUCUUCGUGAGGCUGCGAGGAGGCGAGGGGGAGCGGGCGGCGGCGGAGCAGCGGCUCCGGGAACCGGCAGCGGCUGAGCCGGCCCGGGAGGGCGGCCCCGGCCCCGGGGGCGAGGCGGCGGCGGCGGAGGGAGCGGGACCGGCCCCGGCCGAAGGGCCGGAGGACGAGGGGGGCCGGGUGCCGGUGGAGGAGGUCGGGGCGGGCGAGGAGGGGAAAGAGGCGGCUGCCGAGCCGCGGGAGGAGGCGGCGGCGGCGGCGGUGGAGCCGGGCCCGGCCGAGCCCAGCCCCGCGGCGGCCGAGAGCAUCCCCCGGCAGCCGCCCGCCGAGCCCCGGGAGCCCGGGCACCGAGAGGAUGCGGAGAGCAAGAUACCACCUUUGGGUGCCUCACCUGGGUCCAGCCUCGGGCACACGGGACAAGUGGAGGAUGGAUGCGGCCAUGGAGCACUUUCCAGCAAGGCAGAGGAGGAAGAUCCGGACUCGGAAAACGAGAAGCUGGUGGUGAGAGAGCCGGAGGAUGAGGAUGCUGCAGAUGAAACGUUCUCUUUUAAAUACAGUCCUGGAAAGCUGAGGGGAAACCAGUACAAGUCAAUGAUGACCAAAGAAGAACUCGAGGAAGAACAAAGGGUUCAGAGAGAGCAGCUGGCUGCCAUCUUCAGGCUCAUGAAGGAAAAAAGUGACACAUUUGGAGAGAUGUCUGAAGGAGACAUGAAGGAGCAGCUUAGACUGUAUGAUAUAUAACCUUGCAGCCAGUGGAGACUAUGCCCAAAAGUCAUCUUGGCCCUUAUUAUACAGGACACUGGAGGCUGUAGUGCUAUAAAUGUGUUUCGGUAGUUAUUUUGCAGUUCCAGUUUGCUUUGCAAAUGCAUAUAGGCCUGUGAUAUGUAUUUCAAAAGACUUUUAAUUUCUCACCCUUUUUAUCAUUUUUCCUUGAAGAGCUAUCAUGAUAUUUUCAUCUCAUACAGAGAUUUUGACCUCUUUCUGUCUGGGUCAUAUGUCUCAGUCAUACAAAGCAGUUAACCUCGCAACUUUUUUCUGGCCAUGCUUUAUAAAAAUGAACUUUCAAACCUA
Molecule: messenger RNA, 1211 nt
Organism: Gymnogyps californianus (California condor)
Lineage: Eukaryota; Metazoa; Chordata; Aves; Accipitriformes; Cathartidae
Gene: MXRA7
Product: matrix remodeling associated 7
Source: RefSeq, a predicted model, not a curated record